Molecule: messenger RNA, 3234 nt
Organism: Rhodotorula toruloides NP11
Lineage: Eukaryota; Fungi; Basidiomycota; Microbotryomycetes; Sporidiobolales; Sporidiobolaceae
Product: YT521-B-like splicing factor
Exons: 10
Coding region: 1-3234 (1077 amino acids)
Biological process (GO): mRNA splicing, via spliceosome; regulation of alternative mRNA splicing, via spliceosome
Cellular component (GO): nucleoplasm
Molecular function (GO): mRNA binding; N6-methyladenosine-containing RNA reader activity
Source: RefSeq, a predicted model, not a curated record
AUGAGCGCACCCACCGACUCGGACGCAGGGACUCGAGACGACCAGACGGGACGCGGGAAGGUCGAGGUGGGGAACUCGUCCCAGGCGCAGAUGGGCUCGACGAGCGCAGACGGAGCGACGAGCGAGGCUGAACUUGUCAAGAGGCUCGAUGCGGCGUUGAGUCUGCGAGCGAACGGGGCGACGCCGACGCAGGGAGGGAGGCCAGCGGCCCUGAGCGUCGCCAUCCCCUCGCCGCCACUCGUCUCGACCGCAACGACCGGCGGACGCUCGGCCUCUGCGCUGGGUAACCACCCGCCUCGUCCGGGCUUGCACAGCGUCCACAGCUCGUUCGCGACGACGUAUUCGUCGAGGUCGCCGGCGAGUCGGUCGACGAGCAACACGAGCAUCCACGAAUCGGUUGGGAGCGCGCCCUACGUCUCUGAGACGACCUCUGCGAGCUACCUCUCUGGCGCAUACGGUAGCCACCAAGCGCCACAGCAUCCCGCGCAAGGCUACCCGUACGCAACGCCUCACGUCCACUUUGCGCACUCGCGCCAAGUCUCGUCGCAGGCGUCGUCGGGCGCACGGUCGCCUUCCGCCUCCUCGUCGUCGGAUAUGGUCUUCCAUGGCCACCACGGGAUGUCGGCGCCACAAGGCUUCCCUCCCCCAUCGGCACAAGCGGCGUUCUACGCGCAAUACGCGCCCCAACAGCCUGCAACGCAACCGAUUUACCACCAGCUGGUCUACCCUCAAGCAUCGGCCGUGCCGUACACGACCUACUCGCCCGCCGCUCCCGCUCCCCAGAUCACCUACUGCACCGUCCCUUCCCCCGCACCGGCUCCGUACGCGCCUUACUACGCCAGUACUGCGCCCGUGCCAGUUCCGACGCAGCUACUGGUCAACCACGAAGGGAACGUCGUUUACGACCACGAUGGGAAUCCAGUCGCCUACCCUCCUGCCCCGCCUCCGCCUCCGCACCAAGCCCAGUCUCAGCAGCCGUACUUCCAGCCCGUCUACGUGUAUCCCCAACAACCGCCGCAAGGCGCCGUGUAUCCUUCUCCGCCCCCGCCUCAGCCUUCGCAGGCAGCGCCCUAUCAACCCGUGUACUUUUCCUCGCCCUUCCACGCCGCCCAACUCCAGCAGCAACGCGCGCCUCCCCCGCCUGCACCAGCGCAAAGACCCUCGCCCGACCCAGGAGAAAGCGAGAUCGCCUAUCCCAUCUCCGCACGCUCAAGUAUUUCCUCCCCCCUCUCAACCGGCCUUCCCUCCUCGUUCGGCUUUCCCUCACCCGCUCCUCCAGCGCCCUACCCUCUUUCUCCUCCGUCUCGUCGCGCAUCCUUCGCUGGUUCGUCGCCAAGUAUGCACCUCAUCUCCCCCUCGUCGCAUUUCUCGCCCGUCUUUUCGGCCGCUGGAGCGAGUCAGGUCUCGCCUGGCGCGCCAAGACGAGGAGAAGCGUACGGCGGACGGAAAGACCUCCCUCGACCACCCGCUCAUUCCCCUCAUGCACUCUGGGUCGGCAACGUACCCUCGGACGCCUCACACGCCGAGCUCUGGCAAUUCUUCCAGACCCGUCCAACCCCUCGCGAGUGCGGGAUCACGAUCAGUCCGAACGAGGCGGGACUCGAGUUGGACAGUACGGGCGUCGAGUCGAUUCAUCUGAUUACGAGGUCGAACUGCGCCUUUGUCAACUACGUCUCGAACUUGCACCUCCACCACGCCAUCGCCGUCACGAACGGGACCUCUCUCCGCUCGGACGACCCACGGUGCAAGCCGCUCGUCUGCCGCGUGCGCAAACACGAAGACGAUGCGAAAUCCGGCGUUGGGGCUCAGAGGAUGGGCGGGAUGCAUAGGGCUUUCGUCAGGGAACAGCAGGUCAGGAUGGCGGAACGGCAGAGGGAGAUUGCGCGCUCGGAGACGGAGGAGGUCGAGGGGGUCAAGGGCAGGAGGAUGAGUGCUGGAGCGUCGAGUAUUGGCUCGACUAGUACGACGAGCACUUUCCUCGCCAAGCACUUUGAGCGAAGGUAUUUCAUCCUCAAGAGCCAUGACGAGGCGGACUUGCGCAAGUCGGUCGAGACGGGCGUCUGGGCUACGCAGCCGCACAAUGAGCCGGUCUUGCAACAGGCCUUCCGCACGGCUCGCAGCGUCUACCUCAUCUUCAGCGCAAACGGCUCGGGCUGCUGGUUCGGUUACGCACGCCUCUCAGGUCCAGUUGGCGGCGCAGGCGGCUCGUCGUCUCGCUCGUCCCGGUUCUCGUUCACCUCGUCUGCGGGCGAAAAGUCGGCCGACUUGCGCAAGUCGCAGCGCUCGGCGACGAUCCUCGAAGAGACGGACGAGACCGCCUCUGCGCCUGCCGCGACGCAUCUCUUCUCGCCUUCCGAACACCGCUGGGCGGACCAGUCUCCGCCCGUCAUCACCCCCUCAUCCGCCGUGAUCCUCGAUUCGUCCACCACCACGCCCGUCCAAGGAGGCUCGCUCGCCGUUCCUGUCAAAGCAGGCGGCGCGGAGGGUAACUCUGCGCCUGCCUCGCUCGCGGUUGCUGUGCCCGAUUCGGCGCAACGGGCCAUGUCCCGCUCGCAGGACCUCAUGGCGCUCGAGACGGCCGAGAACCUCCAUCUCCCGCCGGACGUCGCGGCGCAAGCCAAGCAGCGUCGAGCAGCUAGUUUCGAUGUCGCCCCUACAAAGGUUGGGGACGUCCAGCGUCCGACGGCCAAGGAGGAGGCGGAGAGCCCGACGAAGGGAAUCUUUGCGGCUGCGGCGGAGGCGAGGAACGCCAAGCUGGAAAAGAUGGAGGCGGCUAUCGACGAGAGCCGGAAGAGCAACGGCAGCUCGGGGACGAUUGGUGCGCCGGCUGCUGGUGACGAGAAGAGCGCGGGCGACAAUCGGCACAGCUCCUGGGGAACGCCCUUCGCCGUUGACUGGAUUGCUGUCAAGAAGCUUCCGUUCUCUCGCUCGCGCCACAUUCGCAACUCGUUCAACGGAAACCGAGAAGUCAAAAUCUCGCGCGAUGGCACCGAACUCGAGCCUACUGCGGGCGAGCUGCUCCUCAACGAGUUCUGGCGGUCGGACGAGGUCGCGCCUCCCUCUUCGGCGGGAGAGAAGGUUGAAGUCCCGCUGCGACCAGCGAGUCCUCAGCCUCUCUACCCCGGUGCGGGCACGUCCGCUUUGCGGAAGCAGGACGACGAGGGAACGACGCCGCGACAGGUGAGUGGCAUGGUCGCGGCGGGAAGCGGGAGUGCAAGUGGAAGUGAGCGGUGA